This is a messenger RNA of Caenorhabditis sp. 36 PRJEB53466, 3913 nucleotides long. The record is from the annotation of a GenBank genome assembly. Lineage: Eukaryota; Metazoa; Nematoda; Chromadorea; Rhabditida; Rhabditidae.
AUGCUUUGGUAAGUUUUUUGCACUUUUUCGGCUUUUCGGUUCCUUUUUCCCAUUUUUCGUUCUGGAGCGUGUGUUGACACAAGAAGAGAGUGAAGGAGAGAGAAAGAGAGACGGACUUGAUUAGUUGGUGGGAUGAAUGUUUGGCCGUUUGGAAAACUGAAAAAUGAGACUUCCCUAGCCGAGAAAUCUGCAAUUUCUAAUGAGUUAAUUCUGUUUGAUUGAGGCUUGCUCAACUUCUUUCUGUUUGACCUAGCGAUUUGACGUGAAUUUCUGAAAACCGACUAUACAUUUCCCCAUAUUUUGCGUCUCCAGGUGUCUUCAACUGCUCUUCGCCACUUCUUCGGUCCUCGCCCAACAAUGCUCCGAUCAGGAAUACGAGUUCACCUACACCAAUUGCGACGAGAAUGGCGAACGAUGGCGAGUAGCGGUGCCACGUGGCGGCGUCCAGUGCUCCAACCUGCCCAAACCGCAAAAAGGACUUAAUUGCUGUGAGCGAGUUUGCGCUUCUUUUUUUUGUCAACGCGUAAUCGCAACGUUUUUCAGCGUUCUCUUGCGAACCCGGUCACUAUUUGGACCUGGACAGCCAGCAUUGUCGGCCGUGUAACGCGGGCUACUUCAGUCUGGGCGGUGGCAUUCGCUACGAGGAAUUUGUGACGUUGCCAUCGGGUUUUUCGGUGGACAACUUCGACUCGAGCCUCGAUUCAAGUGCUCCGUACUCUUCUGCAAGUCAGCAGAUUGAGUGUCCGAAAGAGUAAGAUGUGUGGAAUCCAAAAAAAACAACACCUUUCUCUUUCUCAAGAUCCGGUUGGGUUGUGAAGGACGGCGAGUUGAUCUAUGUUCCGACGCCGUGCGUUUCAAGGCUCUCCUUUUCGGCAAAUCUCGUCCGACCGGGAUCAGUGGAGUUUACCUACAGGUAGGCCGGCUUCACAGAGAAAAAGUCAACUUCUGCCACCUCUCAGAAUGCCCCGUAACAACCGAGCGCUCUCAAUGCAAGUGGACAUUCGAAACGAGCAGUGUCAAAGCUACAAUGAUGUGGCGAAAUCCAUGUUUUUGAAGUAUACAAAGAAGGAGAAGGACGAAGAGGAGAGGAACGGAGAGUGGCGGAAACGACGGAUUGAGUUGAAGAGCGGCGCGAACGUAAUCUCGUGGAUUAUCUCGAACAAUCUCGGCUAUCAAGCCUCCAACCAGCCGAUCCAUCUCGAUCGCAUCGACGUUCUCGGCCUCGCGUUCACCCGCCAAUGCACCGCGUGUCCGCCUGGCACCUCUUCCAUCGCCGGAUCCGGGGAAUGCCUGCCAUGCGAGCCCGGGUUUUUCUCCUCCAAAGGCUCGGCCAAAUGUGGCAAGUGUCCCGAAUCGCAAUAUUCCGGCUACAAAUCCGAAAAGUGUCUGGACCGUCCGGCGUGCCGACUCUCCGACUAUUAUCCGGUUCGUGAGCCGUGCACGAACGGCUCGAGUCGUGCCGUCUACAAGAAAGUACUGCCGACUGUUUGUCGAGAUGACCUGCCGAGCGCCACGAAGCUUCCACCGCCCACACCUUGGAAAACGUGUCCAAAGUGCAAUCCGGGCAUGGAGAAGAACAAGAUGGGCGUGUGUGAGUUCUGCAAAAAGGAUUACUUUUCCGAUGGCAAUUGUGAGUUAACCUGGGCUCAUUUUAAAUUGUUCAUGUCAAAAACUUUGCAGCUUGUGCUCGCUGCCCAGUGGAUACGGUGCCAAAUUACGGGCUACAGUACCAGCAGUGGCAAGUGAUUCCUCCGAAGUUGACGACUCGAUGCGAAUACAUUUCGGAAGGUGAGUUUCAAAAAGCAAAGAACAUCUAGUAGCAUCGUUCUCAAUUCAUUUAGACGUGGCCAAUUCGUGCAACAUUGGCGACGCGUGGAUUGCCUCGGGCGACUCGCUCAUCUCCGCUCCAUCACUGGAACUCGGAAUCGCCUUCGAACUCAUUCUCUCCAUCGACGAAGGCUUCUGGAACCCGCUGGCCCCGAAACCGUCAAAAACCAUGAAAGUUCCGGUGGCACAAGUGACGAUCGUCUUUGAAACCUCGUGCGCGGACGCCUCCUGUGCCCUGUACUUUAUAGAAGACGUGACUGCUGGGCAAGGUCCCUCAGCCAAAGAAUCCUUCUAUCACUUCUUGGCAGCGUUCAAUGGCACCAAUUCGAAGCGGGUCUGGAGUCACACAGUCACCAAAAACACGCCCGCCCGGUUCAUGAUCGCAUUCCUCCGUUCGGGAGUGUCCAGCGGAGAGGAUCGCAUCACCGACGAAGCGCGAAUCUACUCGAUCAACGUGACCAACGUCGGACAUCGAGGCGGUCAGGGCGGCGGAGCAUCUCAGUGUCUGACUUGCCCACAUACCGCCGGCGGAGAGACUUGUGUGCCGUGUCCGGCCGGAAAUUACAUGCACGAGACGACAAAGUUGUGUGUUCGCUGCCCGACCAACACAAUCGUCAACGUGACGUCGGAUCGCGUCAGCAUCGAGAGUUGUAUUCCGUGCGGGCAGGGGCUCGUUUCCAAGGACGGAGUCACUUGCACUGCAAUCGGAAAGGUUCAGCUGACGUCCGAGAAGGAAACGGACGUCGCGUACACCUAUGACUUUUCCGCGUUCGUCGGCAGGUCGUGGAACGUCUCCGGGGUCCGGGUGUUCUCUCGAGAGGGUUCCGCCUACUACCACUCGUUCAACGUCGCCCUAUUCCCGCCGACGAUCAAGUGUCAGGAGCAGUUCGACAACUUUGACAUGAUCGGACUUUUGGAUGAGACGAGAGAAAAUGUGGACGGGCUCGCGUGUCGGUUGACGGCUCUUCCGACUGCCAGCUCGAACCGCUCAAAGACCGCCUACGUGACACCGCUUCUACUGGCCGGAAGAUUGAAUUCUAUCUCUCUGAACAAAACUCAUGGAAAUGUGAGCUUGACGGAUCAAGUGUUGGAGUACGGUAAGUUAGUUUAUCACGAGAACUAGACCCCUUUUCCACUUUUCCCCUUCUUUCAGACUCCCAUGACAACACGUCGCUGCCGUUGGACGUCUUCUUUUGGUUUGACUCGAUUCCAACCAUCUCCCCCGCUUGUCCAAACGGAAAUCAGCUUGUGGUGGUGGCUCGUUGUCAACCGACCAAAAAACAGAUCGAGAUGAGAUUGCCGCAUAACUGCCCCGAUGGAACUUGUGACGGUUGCCUCUUCGUGAUGAUCAUGGAAACGGCGCAAGCUUGUCCGGUCUGUGAGGCCAACGACUACGAGACGAUCAACGGAGAGUGUGUCAACGGAAAACAGACCAUUCAUAGCAUUCCCAAAAAGUUUGUAAUUCCGCAAUACAUAUAUUUAUCUAAACUAUCGCUUCCAGACACUGCGUGAUCACAGGAGUUGCUUCACAAACGAAAGAGGUGACGUGCAGCGCGUUCACCGCCUUCCAAAGGACCAUUUUGUCCAUUCUCGUGCUGUCCAUGAUCGUUUUGACGAUCGGAUUCGUGUUCAUUUGUCGAAGGAAUCGACGAUUGGAGUACAAGUAUACGCGGCUGAUCGAGUCGCACACCGGAGAACUUCCGGCCGUCGAGACAUGCGGUUUGGAUGAGGACGAGGAUGAUGAUGAGGUGAGUGGGUUCAACUAGUCGAUUCUGAAGUUUGUACAUCUCCACUAGACUAUGAAGUUGUUGGAUUACCGUGAGGUACACCAAUACCAUUUAUUCAAGACGUUUUAUCUUAGCUGCUUGUGGAGAUGAAUAGUUUUGAAUGAACUGUAUCAGGAUGUUCUUCUAGUUAUACGAUAGUUUUACAUAAAAGUUCUAAAAUACUCAUUUUUCAGCUGCAAGACCGUGUAAUCUUCUCAAAAGGCCGUCGCUCGGCGCCAUCCGCCAACUCUAGAACCACUCUACGGGACCACCGGGAGAACGACAAUGCCGCUUUUAUCUCGCUGGACAGUGAAGACUAA